Messenger RNA from Ceutorhynchus assimilis (cabbage seed weevil), 6758 nucleotides. Lineage: Eukaryota; Metazoa; Arthropoda; Insecta; Coleoptera; Curculionidae. The record is from the annotation of a GenBank genome assembly.
UAAUUAAAAACUACAUUAAUAUAAUUAUUUAAAUUCAAAAUAUCGCGGCGAUAGUGCUAACUUCACACAAAUUCAGUAGAAUAUGUCAGUGAACUCAAUCAUAGAAUUUAUCGGUUUUUGUUUAUUCCACGACACAUGUGAGAAAGACGAAGACAGACGUACUCGGAGUCAGAUAAAAUUCCACAAGCCGUUACUUCUCAAGUAUGACGCUGUCAAGUCAAUUUCAAAUUUAACUUUUAAAAACAGUUUGGUGUUUGGUUUUUUCCUCUGGUUCUGGUUCCUCUAUCAGUAAAAGCAAGCGUAUUUAUUUGCUCUAUGUCCGUUUUAUUUGAAUCUGUUUGUUCGUAUAUAGUGUGUGUAGUCCUAUAACUCAUUUAAGUCAUUAAAAAUACUAAAUAACUAGCUUCAAAGUUAAUUUUUAAUGGUACAAUAGAAUCUUCAAAGAAACAGCCAUGUUCUUUCAGAUAUCACCUGUGGUGCAUAAAAAACCAAAACCGAUUCCAAAAAUCAAAAUAGAAGAUUAUGAAUCGCAAAUUGAAGUCCUAUCUCUAGCCCUAUUUACCACCAAUCCGAAAAUCGUGUUUGAAAAUGUCACUGUUGGAACAGUGCAAACCAAAAAGUUGCUUAUUAAAAAUCCUACUGGACAAGACAUAAACUUAUUUGUUAAAAAAUCAAUCCCUGAAGAAAUGAACUUUUUGCUGAGCUGGAAUGAAGCUGAAUUGCCUAAAGGCAGUGAGAAAAUGAUGGAGUUGGUUUGGAGUCCAGUAGAAGUAGUGGCAUGCCGCUAUACAUUCACACUUUCAGAUGGCAAAAGAACAAAUAGAGAUAUUGGAGUUACUUUUAAGUCUGUGAUGCCAAAGCAAUUGAAAGGAACGAAAGGUAAAAAGACCACCAAACCUUCAUCUGUGAAGUUGUCACUUACAAGAAAACCUAUUUCGCCCACUAAAAAAUUGAGAGGUCAUAAAAUUUCACCAAAAAUUAAAUCAGCAAUGAAGUUUUUCUCACCACCGGAACCACAACGGUUUGAUAGAGGUUUGAGACAAAAGCGAGUUGAAAUCAACAAUUACUCACAAAAUACUCAUCAAAAAAGUGCAUGGGAACAUGAGAAAAUGUAUCUAAACGCUCAACAAAAAAAUAAAGAAAACUUAUCUCCUUUCAACAACCAUUCAUUGCUUCACGACAGCCACACGUUUAUAUCUCCAACAAACGUGAGUUUUUUAAUGCAAAAUGCCAACGUAAAUGAGCGUAGAGAGACUUACAUUGUUGGGCAAAAUAAUGAUAAAAUGAUUGAAAAAUUAUCCUCAGAGUCCUUUUUCUUUGAAAGCAAAGAGAGCUCCUUACAUUUUAAUGAUAGUCUCGAUUCUCCAAAUUUACCAUUGAGAGAAUUGAAUAGUACCAAUACCAAUACAACUCCAAGUUUAGAAGAUAUGUUAAAAAGAAAAGUUGUUAGAAGAAGCAGUUCACCAAAUUAUGGGUAUAACUUUGCACAAGUUCUUUCAAAAGAUUCAUUUGCUCCAAGUAUUUUUUCUAUACUCAGUAAACCACCAUCUACGGAUAAUUCUUUGGAAACCUUAUUGAAAAGCCCUAAGGAACUCUUUAAUAAUUUAAAUCAAAGUAGUGAAACUUACAUUAAAAGUAACACAAGUUUUGAAACAUACAUUAAAGAAAAUUCCACUCCUGAAAGUUAUGUUGCAGGCAAUAUUAGUAGUGGGACGUAUAUCAAAGAUAACUCAAUUGGCAAUAUUGGUCAAUUAUUAGAAGUUUCCCCGCUCUCAAGUAGGUCCUGUCGUGCAUCGUCUCCAAUUUUUUCAAAGCCUUCACCCAAGAAUACCUUCCUCCAUUCAACCCAAAAUUUGUCAUGUAUAGCAGAAGAAUCCUCAUUGUUCAAUGAUAGUUCCAGAAAUGGCACCAAAAGAAAAAGCUCCAUUUAUUACAAUUCUCCAAUUAAACGUGACAGAUUAAGUGGCCAAUGUUGGUCAAAAACUGACCACUCGGCAAUAAGAGUAGCUAGAAGAACUUCUGGACUGAAUUUGAGGCAGUUUAAUAAUGAUAUAAAUGAACCUUUGUCAUCAAUAACAGAAAAGACUAUAAAAACUGUUAUAGUUAAAAACCCAUUCCUUUAUGCCAAUAUUUUCGAUCCAUUUAUGACAUCCCAAGUCUACUGUGACGAGGAGUGGAUAGAACAACAAGAAAACAAUUUUAAAAAGUGGCUUAACACGCUUUUAAUGCCUCCAGAAGAAUUGAAUACAGCAAAAAUUGAAGUUAAUGUGGCUCAUAUCUGGCAUGAAUGUACCAAAAAGAACGCUGUACCAGAAGCCAGUAGUAAAGAAGUGAUUUCAUUGAAAUAUCACACAAAUAAAAAAUUGGAUUAUUUGAGAAAGCAAGCCCAAACUUUAUUUAGAUCUCAAGAAAUGAGUAAAGUGUUACAAAAAGUUUGCCUUGUAGUUGAAACUGGGAAACUUUCUAUACGAGACGAUAAAGAUAUACAUUUGAAUUUGAAACUAAAAUCUGAUAUUACUCGUUUAAUAUUAGGGUAUAACCCUUUAUGGUUGAGACUGGGCUUGGAAACCAUUUUCAAUGAAAUUAUACCUUUAAAAUCCAACACUGACAUCAAUGGUUUAGCGAAUUUUAUUUUAGAAAGAUUUUUUAAAAAUCCAUAUUUAGUCAAAAAACACAAGACCAUAUAUGCUUCAAAAUAUUCCCCAGAUUUAAAGAAGUUUCUUCUAAAGAAAUUUUUAAUGUUGGUUUUUUUUUUGGACACAGCCAAAAAUGCGAAAUUGAUCCAGCAUGAUCCUUGCCUAUUUUGCAAAAAUGCUGUUGAAAAAGAAAGUAAAUUAGUUUUAACCUAUUUUGCUAGAGAAACUUUACAAUCAGUAGGAGACAUAACUAAAUAUCUUAAGGGGUUCGGUUACAAAGUAACUCACGCACAAUCCUAUAUUCAUGAGUAUGAUUACGCAGUCAAAAAUUUGGGAAGUGACUUAAGAGAUGGAGUGAGACUUGCAAGAGUGAUGGAAAUUAUACAAAUGAGAAGCGAUCUAACAGGAAAAUUAAGAGUACCGGCAAUAUCACGUUUGCAAAAAAUCCAUAACAUGCAGUUAGUUUUUCAGUCAUUACAAGAAACUGGAUAUGAAAUUCAAUACGAAAUUGAAGCUAAGCAUAUCGUGGAUGGCAUUAGGGAAAAAACUUUAUCAUUUUUAUGGCAGAUAAUUUAUAAAUUUGAAGCUCCAUUGAUGGUUAAAAGUGCCAAAACUAUACAAACAUGGUUUAGAAGUUAUCCAGUUCAACUUAAAAGGCAAGAACUGAGAAGAGUUCGCUAUGAACGUGAAAAUGCUGCCAAGAAAAUACAAGGAUGGUUCAGAAGGCAAAAGUUAUCAAGAAUUUUCUUUUAUUUAGUUGAGGUAGUUAGGGUUUUCAUACAGGAAAGGAAAGAAUAUUUUAUCAAACUGAGGAAUAUGGCUGCUGUAAUAAUCCAGAAAAAUUCCAGAAAGUAUAUUUGUAGAAAACAAUUUUUAUUAAAAAAAGCUGCCGUUGUUACUAUUCAAAGGCGAUAUAGAGCUAAAAAAUUGACCCAAAAAGCUAAAAAUGAUUACGGAAAGUUAAAAAUGGCAACUAUUAAUGUACAGAGAAGAUUUAGAGCAAACAUAGAAAUGAAAACUUGUCGCCAGCAGUAUUUAUUAAAGAAAAGUGCUGCUAAAAAAAUUCAAAGCACUUUUAGAAUGUACACUUUAAGGAAACGUUAUUUACAGCUUCAAAAAGCCACAACAGUUAUUCAACAAAGAUAUAGAUCUCAUAAAUUGACUCAAAAUGCUCGAAACUAUUAUGCCAAUUUGAAAAUAGCAACUGUCAACGUUCAGAGAAGAUUUAGGGCUAAUAUGGAGAUGAAAAAUUGUCGCCAGCAGUAUUUAUUAAAGAAAAGCGCUGCUAAAAAAAUUCAAAGCACUUUUAGAAUGUACACUUUAAGGAAACGUUAUUUACAGCUUCAAAAAGCCACAACAGUUAUUCAACAAAGAUAUAGAUCUCAUAAAUUGACUCAAAAUGCUCGAAACUAUUAUGCCAAUUUGAAAAUAGCAACUGUCAACGUUCAGAGAAGAUUUAGGGCUAAUAUGGAGAUGAAAAAUUGUCGCCAGCAGUAUUUAUUAAAGAAAAGUGCUGCUAUAAAAAUUCAAACUAUUUUUAGAAUGUACAUUUCAAAGAUAAAAUAUGCGAAACUUAAAAAAGCUGCAUUAGUAAUUCAACAAAAAUAUAGAGCUCAGAUAGCAAUGAAAAAACAGCGAGCUUACUUUGUUGCUCUACUGCAAGCAACAAUUUUCAUUCAACAGAGAAUUAGAUCUAAUAAGCUGACAAAACAAGUCCAACAACAAUAUUUGAUUAUGCGUCAGACCACAAUAACUAUUCAGUCAUAUUUCAGGAUGCGUAUAGUCAGGAAACAGUUUCUAGUAUUAAAAAAAGUCACUAUAUACAUUCAAACCACAUAUAGAGCUAAAAAAGCUAUGGAAAUACAAAAAACUAACUAUCAAUGUUUGAAAAAAGCGGCUCUAGUAAUCCAGCAACGUUGGAGAGCUAGGCAAUUGGCCAUUCAACAAAAAUCAGACUAUAAUCAACUAAGGAAAGCUGCAAUAAAUAUUCAGCAAAGAUUUAGAGCAAAUAAAUUGAUGCUGAAACAAAGAAAGGCCUUUGUAACCUUAAAGCAUGCAACGAUUAUUAUUCAACGUAAAUUCCGUGCCAGAAAACAACAGCAUGAAUAUCAUAAACUUCAAUCGGCUGCAAUAUUCAUACAACAAAAAUAUAGAGCUAAAAGAUGCAUGCAAAAACAAGUAAUAGAAUACCAACAAUUGAGAAAUGCAUGUUUGGUAAUCCAGCAACGAUGGAGAGCUAGGCAAAUGUGUAUUCAAGAAAAAUCAAAUUAUAACAAAUUGAAACAAGCUACAAUUAAAAUUCAACAGAGAUUAAGAGCUAAUAAAUUAAUGCUAGAACAAAAACAUGCCUUUGCUCAAAUUAAAAAUGCAUCUAUGGUUAUUCAGCAAAGAUUUAGAGCUAAUAAAUUAAUGCAGCAACAAAGAAGACAUUAUUUAGAAGUUAAAAGUGCCACAGUAAAAAUUCAAAUUUGGUAUAAAUCCAUCUUAGCCAUGAGGACUUGUAGAAAACAUUAUGUCUUACAGAAAAAAGCAGUAGCUAAAAUAGAGCAACGUUACAUUGAAUAUAGAACAAUGCUCAAAGUUCGUUAUAGUUAUAUAAACUUGCAUGUAGCCACAGAAACUAUUCAAAAGCAUUUUAGAGCUUUAAUUUUAAUGAAAAAAUGCAGACGUACCUUUUUAGAAUUAAAGUCUUGUACAAUAAUAAUACAACAAAAAUAUAGAGCUCAAAAGUUGAUGCAGAAAGAGCAGGCUAGCUAUAAAAAACUAAAAAUGGCAACAAUUUUUGUACAAAGCACAUAUAGAACCAACAAAUUACGAAGAGAGUUUUUGGCAAAGAAAAAUUCUGCAAUCAAAAUACAAAAAUGGUAUAGAGCUGUUAUUGAAAUGAGAAAAUGCAGGGCGCAUUAUCAAUCUUUGAAACUGGCCGCGGUAGCUAUAUCUGCUAGAUAUAAAGCUACAAAGCUAAUGCAAUUUGAGAGAAAUAAUUAUAAAAAUCUAAUACAUGCAACUGUAACGAUACAAAGAAGAUUUAAAUGUUUAUUGUUAACAAGAAAACUGAGGCAAAAUUAUUUGGAGCUCAAAAAUGCAGCUAUUGUUAUUCAACGAAAAUUUAGAGCUACAAUAGAGGCAAGAAAGCAAGAACAAGCCUAUAAAAAGCUUAAAGCAGCUACUAUUAUUAUUCAGAGAAGAUGGAGAGCUAAUUUAACAGCUAAAAACACCAGAAAGGAAUAUUUGGAGAUUCGAAGAGCAACUUUCACAAUUCAAAGGUUUGGCAGAGGUUAUUUGAUUAGAACACGUUAUGCGGCACUUUUGACACCGGAAGCUAGAGAUCAGAGGAGGAUUUUGAGGAUACAGAAUAACGCUGCCAAAAAGAUUCAGGCCUACUGGAGGGGAUAUUAUGUAAGAAAAUCGAAUGUCUCCGUGAUAGAUGCAUUGAAGAAGAGGCAGCAGCAAAGAUUCUCAGAAUUAGGUGCACCUGGUCAGGGCAAAACAUUAAUACAGAGAUGUGAAGCGGCCAUGCUAUGUCUGACUGGUGGAAAUGCGUCCGUAGACAUGUUGAUUAGUGCAUUGCAGGACUUAGAUUUUAUCUCACGUCACUGCCAAAAACUUUGCUGCCAACUGAGUCAAAGUCUCCCCUGGCAACUAUACACCAUAAUUACUGCUGCUGCCCGAUCUUUGCCAGAAAUGAAAGCUUCCAAUGUAUCAAGUUACAUCCUCAUCAACUUUUACAAAUAUCCUAAAACAAGACAAAACAGUUGGGACCCAACCCAAAUGGAUAGAGUUCUCAAUGUAUUAGUGAAUUGGUGCGAUAAGGACUCUCCUUUAUUCCCAACUCUGUGUACUCUGUUGUGGCUUUUUGCCCACGAAGCGGAAUAUAAGAAAGUUCUCUUGGCUCUACCAAACUUCCAACUACGACUAGCCAAAAUCUCCACAUUGGUCAUGCGUAAGCAAAAUAUGGUAGAAAAAUCGCACAAAUUACAACUUCACUCGUGUUUUGGUUCAGUGAAACACUUGAAAGUGCCAAGCACAACUGCAACUUGGGGCUUGGACUAUAAAAGACCAAAUAUGUUUACAAAUUCCGUAUUCGCUUUAACUCAUUUAAUGAAUAUUUUUGAUUUGUAA